Molecule: messenger RNA, 2544 nt
Organism: Notolabrus celidotus (New Zealand spotty)
Lineage: Eukaryota; Metazoa; Chordata; Actinopteri; Labriformes; Labridae
Gene: gmpr2
Product: guanosine monophosphate reductase 2
Exons: 10
Coding region: 199-1245 (348 amino acids)
Biological process (GO): nucleotide metabolic process
Cellular component (GO): GMP reductase complex
Molecular function (GO): GMP reductase activity
Source: RefSeq, a predicted model, not a curated record
GCCAGCUCUUCGAGGCCCUUCCGGAACUACAAACCGGAUGUCAGUUGGUGUCCGCCCCCGUAAGGUUUCCCGCCCAUGAAGCCGCAAAGGAAACAGCUACAGACAACACCAUUCAUACUUUUCUAAAGAUCCACAUCAAGAAGAGAAGGCUUCAUUCCACUUCUUUUAGAGACAUCUUCCACACAUCCUCUGUCAGUGAUGCCUCGCAUUGAGAAUGACAUCAAGCUGGACUUCAAGGAUGUCCUCCUGCGUCCAAAGAGGAGCACACUCAAGUCAAGGAGUGAGGUGGACCUGACGAGGAGCUUCACUUUCAGGAACUCUAAAGGCAGCUACAGAGGGAUCCCCAUCAUCGCUGCAAACAUGGACACCGUAGGGACCUUUGAGAUGGCACUGGCUUUGCAUAAGUUCACUCUCUUCACCACGAUUCACAAACAUUACUCCCCGGAUGAGUGGGCGGAUUUCGCAAAGAAGAACCCAGACUGUGUGAAGAAUGUAGCAGUCAGCACAGGUACGGGUGACGGUGACUUUGAGAGGAUUUCAGCCAUCCUGGCGGCGGUUCCACAGCUGCAGUAUAUCUGUGUGGACGUGGCUAACGGCUACUCUGAACACUUUGUGCACUUCGUCAAAGAUGUCAGGCAGAAAUUCUCCUCGCACACUAUCAUGGCAGGAAACGUGGUGACAGGAGAGAUGGUGGAAGAGCUGAUCCUGGCUGGCGCUGACAUCAUCAAAGUGGGCAUCGGACCAGGCUCCGUGUGCACCACCCGCAAGAAGACAGGGGUGGGAUACCCUCAGCUCAGCGCUGUGAUCGAGUGUGCAGAUGCAGCCCACGGCUUGGGUGGGCACAUCAUCUCUGAUGGGGGAUGUACUUGCCCAGGAGACGUGUCAAAGGCUUUUGGUGCUGGAGCGGACUUUGUGAUGCUGGGUGGGAUGCUUGCCGGCCACUCAGAAAGCGGGGGCGAGGUCAUCGAGAAAAACGGCAAGAAGUACAAGCUGUUCUACGGAAUGAGCUCCGACACAGCGAUGAAGAAGCAUGCAGGAGGCGUGGCGGAGUACAGAGCAUCAGAGGGGAAGACGGUGGAAGUUGUCUACAAAGGUCCGGUGGAUGUGACGAUACGGGACAUCCUGGGCGGGGUCCGCUCCACCUGCACCUAUGUUGGGGCGGGAAAACUGAAGGAGCUGAGCCGCAGGACCACCUUCAUCAGGGUCACGCAGCAGCUCAACACUGUCUUCGGCAACGACAGCUGAAUCAUUCCAGCUCAAUCCGGCUUCAGAUGGAAAGGAAAGUCAGCAACAGCCCCACGGAUGAGGUGAACAGACACGUUCAUUUAUCCUUAUGAAUUAUCAUUGUGUUCUAAUUGGUGGAACAGAAACUUUAAUGCAGUUUUAGUUGAAUUAGUUUAAAUUGAAAGAGAUUUCCCAAUGCAAGGCCUUGAUGUGUUCUUUUAACAUUUAUUCAAAUCUGUGUUUCUAUGCAUUGUUAGCCUUCUUCACCCACAUAUAGAACAUUUACUGUAUAUUAAUAUGGACGACACGACUCCAUCGGAGAAAAAAAAGUGAAGCCAAAAUUAUGCGUCGAUUGGGAAUGACGUAUCAGAGUGUUUUGGAGCCAAGAGUCGCAAAAGAGGACCUGGCUGAUUGACGUAACACCUCUUCUGCUAAGCACAUAACUUACAAAUGAAAACGACCAAGAUCCCUCAAGUCGAUAGAGACCACAGCAGAACAGAUUCUUAUGUGGAUUUGAAGCGGCCACUCGUAUUCAUGGAAAGUUGAAAGACUUAUCCGUACAUUUUCUCUCGCCUGUGUGCUAAUCUGGUGAAGAACACUUCAGGAGCCUCAUUUGUCAACAGAGCUGUCAAUCAUGAUGUCAAAGCCUCUCUUUUUAACAUCAAAUAAUUAACACGUCUGACUCGGGAGGUUUAGAACUACCUGCUGUGACAGCGACCGUGUUAGAGAAAGAUGUAUCAACCAUGCAUUUUAACUUUCCUGUUCGACCCAUGUGUUCUCAUGGAGGAGGCGGGCUUUACGACAUAUACUGCAGCCAAUCACCAGCAGGUGCUCCACAAGUUUUGGCUUCACUUUGAGGGGAGCUGUCGUGUCGUUUAUAGUUUUAUGCAGUCUCUAAAGCAAAAUUAUAGUAAAUGUUUUAAAUUAUUCAAGAGCCUGAAUUUAGCAGCAGCUGCUGCUGGUUAGGGACUAUUUUUAGAAAUGUAAUCAUUCCGAUUGUGCGUAAGUUUUGCACUUUAACGAUUGAUAAUUUGAGAGUGUAAUAUUUAGUUUUAUUUUAUUUUCCAUGGAUAUGAUUUGAUACUGUCACCUCAUUUCCAAAACCUACUACUGCCAUGUUUUGUUUUUUGAAGGAGGUGAAUUUGAUAUCAAGAAAGUUACAUAUGGACCAGUUUAUGCUUCUGUGGAGGACUACAGCACAAAAUGUGCUGACAUCAUGGGGAAGAUGUGAUUGAAUUCAUGCUCCUGAUCAAGACCAAAGGUUGUGUGGAUAUUUGUCAGUUAUGUUCACAUUAAAGUUAUGAUCCAUUACAGCUGUUA